AUGGCCAAGCACCAUUUCACUGGUGCUACAACGAAAGCUGAAAGUGCUUUACGUACCUCGCCCAAAAAAAAGAAUGUUGUCAUUCCCAGCUCGGCUUCUCUGUGGCUUUCAUUCUGCUCCAGCUUUUUGCCGAAUCUGCUAGUGAUCGUCGUAGCUGUCGCCGCUGUCUACUUCGAGUUUACGACGAGUGAUUCCUAUGUGCAUUCGCCAGCGCUUUUGUCGCUCCUUAAACGCUCGUUUAUCUUUUGGGCCUGUUUGGCUGCGCGAACUCAACUCACUGACUUCGUGACGCCACCGGAGGUAUCUCGUCGUCCUCCGUCAAUUCGUAAGGAAACGAGUCGCCACGUACGAGCGCUCUUCGCUGCUAUUGCUGCCAAUUUAUUGGGAUCAGCCAUUAUCCGCCCGGUUUUUGGUGCCACACCGCAGUUUGAAGAUACCAUAAGACUUGUUGUGCCCAUUUACUUCCUCGUUGAAAUCGUCGUCGAUGGUCUACAAUUUCCGAUGCCUCUGCUCAAGACAAUCAUAGGCUUGAGUGUUAGCUGGUUAAAGGCUAUCAUGAUCCCUAAACUGGUUAUGGAAUGGCAGUCAAGCACUAAUGCUCAUCCACUCGGAUUCCUUGCCAUCUCCACGGCCAAUUUGUAUGCCAGUGGACUGGUGCUGCGCUAUUUGAAAAACUACGCCAGAACGAACCGUGUGCUUGACUUGUCAAUGAGCGGCAUCGGAAGCAUACUACAGAUUGUUGGAACUAGUGGUGCUAUCGGUGUUGUAGCGUAUGUUGCGAAUUAUUUCAUGUUGCAUGAAGAACGCGUUUUGGAAGCUCGUGUGCUCUACUUUUGCGUGGCUUGGUUCGCACUUCAUAAAUACUGGAAGAAAGCAGUAGGAGAACUGCUGGUGUCGAUGUUCACCUUGCCGACCAAAUCAAAGACUCUGUGA
Peronospora farinosa is the source of this 933-nucleotide messenger RNA. Lineage: Eukaryota; Oomycota; Peronosporomycetes; Peronosporales; Peronosporaceae. The record is from the annotation of a GenBank genome assembly.